AUGUUCGACGUGAAUCUGGGCUGUGACGAAGAAGCAAGACAACUCCUCCAAGCCAGCUUGACUGAUCCGCCUAUACGACACGCAGUCAUGUCUCUCAGAGCUCUUCGGGAAGAUCUCGAGACGUCCGGAGACGUUCCAGCGUCUAUCGCGCAGCAGACCCGAAGCUAUGACUAUGGCGUCCAGCAAUACUGUAUGGCUUUGGGAGGUCUUGCGACAAACUUGUUAUCUCCGGGUUCAAGCGGGUUGAAGUCGGCAUUACUUUGCUGUGAGAUCUUCAUCAGCAUCGAGCAAUUGCGGGGCAAUUACGCUGCUAUGGCCCAGCAUAUGGUUCGAGGACUCAGGAUCAUGCACGAGUACCGGGCAAGGCCAGGUUUUGUUGCCGCGAAUGAUUUGGUGCCAGCACAGCAUGACCAACUACCUCUCCUGGAUGUAUUCAUCAUCAAGCUGUUUGCUGCACCGUGUAAGUUCGCGGAUCCUCCAGCAACAGCCGACAUGAGCGGGACGACGGUGCCUGUGUGUUCGAUCGCGCCCGAUAUGCGGAGAGGGAUCACAAGGAUCGCGGCAUCGACGCUUGAAUUCCUCGACAAAGUGUCGCAAGUCGAAUCGAUAGGAGCCGCUCUUCGACUGCUAGCCGAGAAGACGGCCCUGUUGGGCUCCUUAGAAUCGUGGGUCAAUGCUCUUGACCACGUUCAGACGGAGAUCAGACCUCCUGUCCCGGAGCUUAUUUCGGUGUCUUUCAUGCGCUUCUUCCAUCGGACACUGAAAAUCGUUCUCUUGGGGGCACUAGACUCCUCACCAGAUCUUUACGCCAAACUGGGGACCGAGGACGACCAAUUGCAGGGUGUAGCUAAUAAUAUAGGGGAAAGAUUAAAGACUUGUAGAAUGAGUAGUGGAACUAAGAGUGGCUGA
Molecule: messenger RNA, 909 nt
Organism: Exophiala xenobiotica
Lineage: Eukaryota; Fungi; Ascomycota; Eurotiomycetes; Chaetothyriales; Herpotrichiellaceae
Exons: 1
Coding region: 1-909 (302 amino acids)
Source: RefSeq, a predicted model, not a curated record